This is a messenger RNA of Astyanax mexicanus (Mexican tetra), 3140 nucleotides long. Its product is annotated as C-C chemokine receptor type 1. Lineage: Eukaryota; Metazoa; Chordata; Actinopteri; Characiformes; Acestrorhamphidae. The record is from RefSeq and is a predicted model, not a curated record. The coding region runs from base 1243 to 2346 and encodes 367 amino acids. Gene Ontology annotation, biological process: chemotaxis; immune response; G protein-coupled receptor signaling pathway. Gene Ontology annotation, cellular component: membrane. The transcript has a single exon. Gene Ontology annotation, molecular function: chemokine receptor activity.
CGACGGAGAUUCCAGACGGCUGUCAGGAGGAACCAAGAGAGAGAGAAACUAAAAGCAUGAAGAAAAACAACCUCGGUAAAAGUGACAGGAAGAACCACAGCAAAUAACUAAAAGGGGAUUUGACGGAGAACCACAUUCACAGCAUGUGAAAGGAAAGGAAAGGAAUCAAGAUUUAGAAGGAGAAAGAGGGUAAGAAUAAAGAGGAUAAGAAAUUUCUUUUUGAGAAGAACUGAGACUUAAAAAGAGAACCUUCCUAAGAAGAGCAAGAAAAGAAGAGCCGCUGGAUGGAACCAAGACUUGGUUUAAUCUUCUAGGAUUAAAAAGAAAUGCUGCAAAGAACUAAGACUAAAAAGGUCUUAGUCUUUUAAAGACUAUUAGAAGGAACCAUUGAAAAAAAGUCUUAAAAAAAAGAAGACUUAAAAGAAGAACAAAUAAGAGAAUUUAGGAUUUUAAGAAGAAGAACCUCUAAAAAAACAAAGACUUUUAACUUUAGAAAUUAAGAAAAGAACUCAAGGAGAACCUCCAAACGAUUAAUGAGGAUUAAGCACUAGGAGUAGCUGAUGCACAAUAGAAGAACCAAGGCUCAAGAAGAGAACUUCUGCAAAGAACUAAGACUCGCAAAGGGAACUUCUACAAAGAACCCAGACUCAAGAAAAGAACUUCUGCAAAGAACCAAGACUCGAAAGGGGAACUUCUACAAAGAACCAAGACUCAAGAAGAGAACUUCUGCAAAGAAUCAAGACUCACAAGGAGAAUUUCCGCAAAGGACCAUUAGGAGAACACAACUCCCGAACAGCAAGAAAAAAGGACCAUUGAGAGAAGCUACGACCUAAAUGGAGAAAACCUUCAAGAGCAUAAGGAAGAACCACUGAAAAGAACAACGACUUAAAAGAACAAAGACUUAAAAGAACAAAGACUUAAAAGAACAUAACCCUUACAAAGACUCAAGAAUGAUAAGCAGAACCUCCAAAAGACUGUAAGGAAUAAUCACUAAGCUGAUGCGCAAUAAAAGAACCUCUCAAAGAAUCUUUCGAAUAACCACUGCAAAGAACCAAGAUCUUUAAGGAAAACCUCUUAAAAAAACUGAACCGUAAAAAGGGUAAAAACUCCCAAACAGCAAGAAAAAAGAACCCUGAGAGAAACUGAGAUUAAGGUGGAAACAGUGAAAGAAUCCAAAACUAAUCUCCAACAGUAUUGUUUCCAUAAUAUCUCUCCUUCCAGCUUGGAACCGGACAGGUAACCAUGGACGUUUUCCUCCCGUCGCACAUCAACGAGACCCAGGACUACAGUUAUGAGGACUACUACAACCUAGCAGCUUCGGUGGACUAUGGACCUUGCCAGAAGCAUCAGGCGAAGGAGUUCAGCCAGGCGUUCCUGCCGGUGUUCUACUCCGUUACUUGCGUUCUUGGCUUUGUUACAAACUUCUUUCUUAUCGCCGUUUUCAUCAAGUGUAAAUCUCUGAGAAAAGCACUUCCUCUGAACAUGGUGAGCGCCGACCUCGUGUUUACGGCCACCCUUCCCUUCUGGGCGGUGUACGCCGGAGACGAAUGGGUCUUUGGGCACCAUGCGUGCAAGCUUGUGACGUUCCUCUACAUUGUUGGGCUGUAUGGCAGUAAUCUGUUUGUGGGAUUUAUGAUUCUGCAGAAAUAUGUGGACAUGGCAUGUGGGAGUGUAACCAGAGCCAGGAGAAAAAUAGGACUUUCCGUUGUCCUCUGGCUUCUUUCUGCUCUGGCGGCGGCUCCACAUCUGUACUUCGUAGAAGCUCACGAGUUCCAGGGCCAGCAGAUCUGCACCAACCACUUCUUGCACAAACACGGCUGGAAGAUUUACAUGAGGUAUCAGAUGAUAGUCCUCGGGUUCUGCGUUCCUCUCGCCGUCCUCGUCUUCUCGUCCGUUGUGGUUCUCCGAAUCGUGGCGAGGAGGACCCUUCUCCUGCAGAGGUCUAAGACCUUGAUGUUGGUUCUGGGGUUCACGCUUCUGUUCUUCGUCCUCUGGUUCCCCUACACCGUGGUGAUGUUCUUGCAUUCUCUGCAGGAGCUUCAUAUCAUUUCCGAGUGCGUCACCAGCCUGCACCUGGACCUGGCGAUCGUGGGGACGGAGUGCAUCGCGUUCAUGCACGUUUACGUGAACCCGGUAGCGUACGUUCUCCUCAACAGGAGGAUCUGGAGGAAGAUGCGAGGGCGAUGCAUGGCUCGGACGGAGAACCUGCUCGGUGCCUCUGAAAGUGCUGGCAGUGGUUCCAGUCAGGAGAGUGCCGUGGAGCUGAAGGCACUUCAUAUGUACCCUGCUGAAUCUGAAGGGUCUAAUGCUGAGCGACAGGGGCAUUUCUUACCGUAUCUAACAUAGUAAUCUUCAUAUUCAUAAAGUUUUAAGAAUUAAUAUUUGGUGGAAUAACCCUGGUUUUAAUCACAGUUUUAAUUUCAUGCAUCUUGUCAUCAUGUUCUCCUCCACCAGUCUUACACACUGCUUUUGGAUAACUUUAUGCUGCUUUACUCCUGGUGUAAAAAUUCAAGCAGUUCAGUUUGGUGGUUUGAUGGUUUGUGAUCAUCCAUCUUCCUCUUGAUUAUAUUCCAGAGGUUUUUAAUUUGGUAAAAUCAAAGAAACUCAUCAUUUUUAAGUUCUCCCUUUUUUUUUUAUAGAGCUGUAUAUCAUCACUUAAUUUUGUGAUGGAUCUGUACUCAGCUUAAGUUCUAGUGAAUAUUAUAUGAUUUUUAUUUCUAUUUGCUUAUUAAGACCUUUGCGCUUUACUGACCUGAACUAAAGUAACUUGAUUUUUUAAUUUUAAAAAUAGCAUAAUCUUGAAUUAUGUAGACAAUAUAAGAAAUUUGCAUGAAACAUGUUGUGUGGUAUGCUCAACUAACAUUCAACUACAUGACUAUUAAAUGUAACUGAACUAAGAGUAAGGUAAAAGUAAAUUAUUCUCUAUUGAAACUCUACACUCAACUCUAAGUUCAACCAUAAUCUUAGUAUUUUAAGGGUUAACUCUGGGUUUUAGGGAUGAUUUAAGGUUGAGUUAGGAUAUUGUUUAGGUUAUAUAGACAAUCCACUUAACUAAGUUUUCAGUUAAAAGCAUAUUAAAUAUAUUUGAGGCAUCAAUAAUGGACCAUCCAAAUGAAGUGACACCAGUUGUGCUAUUAACA